UGUCGCGUCGAACCUCUCGCAGAGCGCGUCGCACGUCCGAGUACCGGCCGCCGCCCGUCAUCAGUAGUCGCCGUACCGCGCAGCCACGUAACCUCUCACCUUCUCCUUAGUUUUUAGUAGUCGGUAGUGUGAGGAGAGUGCGGGGGGGAGAGAGAGAGAGAGAGAGAAAGAGAGCGAGAGAGAAGGAGAAAGUAAUUGACCAAGGGAAGAGUAAUAUCGAAGUCAAAAAAGAGUUAGCGAGAGGUCGACAGCCUUUUUCCCUCGUAUACUCUAUUAAGUCGUCGUCGUCGUCGUCGUCAUCAUCGUCCUCGUAUUCGUCCUCCUCGUUGUUGUCAUCGUCAUCCUUGCCGCCCUGUCGUUGUCGUCGUCGUUGUCAUCGUCGUCAUCCGGCGCGAUACAAGCGCGGGUAUAUCUUGACCCUCAGCCCCGUUUCGCGUCAACCUUUUUCGCCGUCAAUAAUCGCGCUCUCGUCCUAGUGCCGCGCGAUUAUCAGUCGAACGUGUCGCCCUUCGUAAUCACAGAGGUGGCCCGGAAGGUAGAUAGAGCGCGAGGGAGAGGAAGGAAGAUCGAAGGAGCGUAGUCGGGAGCGAGAGGAAGCUCCUCGGAGGAAAAACACGUAGCUGAAACACCGGCACAACUGAAGCAAGUUCCGAGGAAAGUCUCGCGCGUGUCGUGACAUCAUUUCCUUUAUACGUCACGAGCUUUGCCGCGACGACGCUCGCCGCUGCCGUCGGCGACGAGAUUACCGUUGCGCGCAUCGACGAGGACACAGUCCGUGAUCGCAGCAGCGGUAGCAACAGCAGCAGCAGCAUCAUUAUUAUCCACAACACCAGACAGCACCACUUCUCCGGACGCGAGCAAACUCGCCGAGCGCCGUCGCUUCCACCCCGGGCACGCGAGAGCCUCGCGACGACGACGACAACGAGUAAUCGUGCGCCGCGCGCUGUUAUGGAGUCCCAGAAUCAGGAGAUCGUAGCGAGCGGCUCGCCCGCCGAGGUGCCCAACGAUCCAGGGAAAAUGUUCAUCGGCGGCCUAUCUUGGCAGACUAGUCCAGAGAGCCUCAGGGAGUAUUUCACCAAGUAUGGAGACAUCACAGAGGUUAUGGUCAUGAAAGAUCCCACCACCCGACGAUCAAGGGGCUUUGGAUUCAUCACAUUCGCAGACCCUGCGAGCGUAGACAAAGUGCUGGCGCAGGGCAAUCACGAACUGGACGGCAAGAAAAUCGACCCAAAGGUAGCAUUUCCUAGGAGAACACAUCCAAAGAUGGUGACAAGGACAAAGAAGAUAUUCGUCGGGGGAUUAUCGGCGCCGACGACGCUGGAGGAUGUCAAAAAUUACUUCGAACAAUUCGGUCCGAUCGAAGAUGCUAUGCUGAUGUUCGACAAGCAAACUAACAGGCAUAGAGGCUUUGGAUUCGUUACGUUUCAAAGCGAGGAUGUCGUCGACAAAGUCUGCGAGAUCCAUUUCCACGAAAUCAACAACAAAAUGGUCGAGUGCAAGAAGGCACAGCCAAAGGAAGUGAUGCUCCCAGCGAAUUUGGCGAAGACGCGAGCGGCCAGCAGAGGCGCAUACGAUUUUAUGUGGUCUCUGGGAGCAUUACCUGACGGUUUCCCAGCGGCAGCGUACGCGGCAUACGCGGCGGGCCGCGGCUAUUCUGGGUACCCUAGUUUCGGAUUACCCUACCCGACAGGAGUGCCGGCGAUGUACUACCACGGAACAGGAAGUGAGAAUGCAGGCCGCGCGUAUACGAAGGCGCCGAUGCAACAUGUCCAACGCAAUGCACUCCGGAAGACAUUGGAUCUAACCAAUGGACAGCUCACCCCAAACAACAACACGCCCCUACUUACACAAGCACUUUCUGUGAUGAACAACUACCAGGCGGCCGCAGCGCAGGCCGGAUUCCCGCCGGCGUCGCCGCACGCGGCCGGCGGCCACGGUGGGCCGCAGGGCCGGUCUUUCCCGGCGGCCAAUUCACCGGGCCCGAUUGACAUGUACAGCUCGAGCGCCGCCGCCGCAGCAGCAGCCGCAGCCGCGGAUUCCGCAGUCGCAAGCUACGUCCAGGCCGCAGCUAGCCCGCAGCCCCCCACGACCGCGUUCCCCGCGAUCGCCGUAUCCCGUGCCCCGCUCAACUACAGUCCCGGUCCUCUAAUACCAGCGGCGUUCACUAAUGGCUACCAUUGAGCCUUGUUAAGACCUAUUAACAGGAUGGACGAGACGGCAGAACGCAGCACGGUCGCCUGAUAAUAAGCAACAUGGAUGAUUUGAGGCAGCUAAGUAUAGUGGACAGUCUCUGGACGAAAAAAACCACGUACACACCUACUGUAUAGAUUCAAAGAUAUAAAUAAGAUCAAAAGUUGCAACGCAUUAAAAAAAAAUGGAUAAUGUCAAAUAGAAGACAAAUAUCAAGUAAGAUCCAAUCAAUGCAACUUCAAAAUCCGGAUUGUAAAUAACCGGAUGUAAUAUUACGCGAAUAUGUAAUAAUGCAUUAAGAAAGAAUUUAGAACAUUAGUCGAAUCCAGUUGGAUACAAUUAUAGAUAGAGAGAAGAAAAUUAAUUCUGUUGAUGAGCAAGAGAAAGAAACUGAUGUAAUGGAGAAGACGUCCAGAGAAGGUCAGAGGAAAAA
Pogonomyrmex barbatus (red harvester ant) is the source of this 2623-nucleotide messenger RNA. RefSeq names its product RNA-binding protein 6 (gene Rbp6). Gene Ontology annotation, molecular function: mRNA binding. Gene Ontology annotation, biological process: regulation of translation. The record is from RefSeq and is a predicted model, not a curated record. Gene Ontology annotation, cellular component: cytoplasm. Lineage: Eukaryota; Metazoa; Arthropoda; Insecta; Hymenoptera; Formicidae.